CCCAGGGGGCCGGACAUUUAAGGAACCCGUGACUCCUGGUGGCUCCACUGUUGGGGCAAAAGAAGAAGGAGACCGGCCUGCCGAUAGCCCGGGCAUAGCUGCACCCCAAAGCCGUGGACACAGCAUUAAAGGGUUAGGAGGAACUGGUCGCACAAAGGUGAGUGCCCACGCCUGCUGUCACCAUGACAACUAUUCACCACCAGCAGAUGCUGCAGGAGCACGUGUCCAUGGAGUUCUCCAGCUCCACCACCCACAUGCAGACCUUCUCCCAGACAACCAAGAUUGUGGGAGAGGAAGUCGUGACAAGGAAGUCCUCCAGCACCGUAGAGUUCUUCAGCUUGGUCACUCGAAGUUCUGACAUCCCUCCCGGCGAGAGCGUCCCAGAGUUCGUGGAGAAACCUCAUCCGGUCACCGCAUCUGAGGGGGAUAAAGCCGUGUUCCGAGCCCGGGUGCGGGGGAACCCGAAACCCAACAUCUCCUGGAAGAGAGAGAGCGGCAUCCCCAUCAAGGAGUCGGCCAAGAUGUUCUACGACAGCGUUAACAAGGAGCAUGUGCUGAAGCUGGAGCCACUGACCUCCGAUGACUCUGACAACUACAAGUGCAUCGCAAGCAAUGACCAUGCAGAUGCCAUCUACACCGUGUCCUUGCUGGUGACAGAAUGUCAAGAGAAAAUGGAUUUCAAAAAGAUGUUGAAGAAGAGGGCACCCCCUGCUCCCAAGAAGAAGCAGAAGGGGAUAGGUGAGAAAGAGAUGUUGGAGAUUCUGUCCAAGGUGCCCAAGAAGGACUUUGAGAAGGUCUGCAUGGAGUAUGGUUUCACUGACUUCCGGGGGCUGCUCAAGAAGCUCAAAGAGAUGAAGAAAGUGGAGGUGGAGACCAUCCGGAUUCUGAAGCCCCUGGAAGACAUAGAGACCAAGAUUGACACCACUGUGGUCUUUGACUGCAUCAUGGAGCUGAAGGACCCCAAUGUCAAGAUGAUAUGGAUGAAGGGUAAUGAACCACUGAGGAUCCAGUACUCCCUAGGCAAGUAUGAUGUGAAGCAGAUGGGCACCAAGUACAUGCUGGUUAUUACCAACGUGAACAUGAACGAUGCAGACACCUACAGCCUGUCCGUGGGUGACAAGCGGAUGAGAGCAGAACUCACAGUGCUGGAUGAGCCCCUAAAGUUCUUGGGAGAGAUGAAGCCAAUGAAAGUGACAGAGCGCCAGACAGCUGUAUUCGAGAUCCGCCUCUCCAAGAAAAUGCCUAACUUUGUGUGGAAGUUCAACGGGAAGGAGCUGAAGAGGGACGAAAAGUAUGAAAUCACAGUGUCCGAGGAUGGUCUGACCCACACACUUAAGAUUAAGGACGCCAGACUCUGUGAUGCGGGCGAGUUCUCUGCUGAGGUGGGGGACCUGGUACAGAAGGCCCAGCUCACAAUUGACCGCAUCCCCAUCAAGUUUGUGAGAGCCCUAAAGAACGUACGUGUGAAAGAGAGGAGCCGUGCAUGCCUUGAGUGUGAGCUGACGUCCAAGGAUGUGACACUGCACUGGAAGAAGGACGGGCAUCCUCUGGAGCGCAGCAGCAAGUACAGCAUGAGCCAUGAGGGCAAGCGAGCAGAGCUGGUCAUUGAGGAUGCACUGCUCGGUGACAGUGGCGAGUACACGGUGGUGGCCAUGCAGGAUGGAGACCCCACUGAAUACUACAGCACUGCCAUGGUCACCGUGGAGGAGCGUCUGGCCACAGUGAAGAGCGGGCUGUCUGACGUGCACGCGGCUACUGGGAGCCUGGCUGAGCUGUGCGUCGUGCUGAACGACGAGAAGGUGGAGGGCGUGUGGCUGAAGGAUGGCAAGGAGAUCACGGACUUGCCCGGCGUGCAGAUCGUGAAGCAGGGUGCAGUGCACAAGCUCAUCUUCCCCAAUAUGGGCCCGGGGCACGAGGGCAAGUACACAUUCUGGGCCAAGGGUGCAGAGAGCGAAGCCUCGGUAUUCAUUGCAGAUCCUCCUACCAUCGACCCGUCCGUGCUGGAGGCACUGGGGGCGCACCCCGUGACUGUGAAGGUGGGCCACACUGCGAACAUCAAGGUUCCCUUCCGGGCUAAACCGCUGCCCAAAGUGACAUGGUACAAGGACGGCGUGGAGGUGACGGAGGAGGACCGUGUGUCCAUGGAGCGCGGGGAGGACCAGGCGCUGCUCACCAUUUCCAACUGCGUGCGUGAGGACAGUGGCGUUAUUCUGCUCAAGCUCAAGAAUGACCACGGCACAGCUACAGCCAGUCUGCACCUCAGUGUGCUGGACCGUCCCAAGCCUCCCCAGGGCCGGGUGGAGUUCCUGGAACUCUCGGGGAACUGUGUGCACAUGAAGUGGAAGGCUCCCAAGGACAAUGGCGGGCGGCCAGUGACACAGUUCAUAGUGGAACGGAGGAUGGUCGGCAAGAAGGCCUGGAUUAAGAUAGGCGAGGUGGACAGCAAAUUCACGAAAUUCUCCACCAACAAGGUAGAAGAGGGGAAAGCCUACCAGUUUCGUAUCCUGGCGGUUAAUUCAGAAGGAGUGAGCGACCCGCUGGAAACAGAUGAAGUGUUUGCAGGAAAUCCCAUUGAGCCCCCUGGUCUUGCCUCCCAGCCUCAAGUGACUGACGUGACCAAAGAGGCCAUGACCAUCACAUGGAAUGCCCCUACCCAGGAUGGGGGAGCCCCAGUGCUUGGUUACAUUGUGGAGCGGAGGAAGAAAGGCAGUAACCUAUGGGUGCCAGUCAACAAGGACCCCAUCCAAGACACCAAAUGCACUGUGGAUGGUCUCCUGGAGGACACAGAAUAUGAAUUCCGAGUUAUAGCUGUGAAUAAGGCAGGCCCUGGACAGCCCAGUAUGGCAUCCAGUUCAGUGGUAGCCAAGGACCCUGUCAAACCCCCAGGCCUGGUGCAGGGUCUGCACGUGUCUGAUUCCUCCAACUCCAGCAUCUCCCUGGCCUGGCAGGAGCCUGCAGAGGGAGACCCACCCUCCAGUUACAUCCUUGAGAUGCGGGCUGAAGACACUAAGGAGUGGUCCAAGUGCACAAAGAUCCCCAUCUCGGGCACCUGCUACGUGGUGGGAGGCCUCACCGAGAGGCAGAAAUACUUCUUCCGAAUCCGAGCUGUGAACGAGGCUGGAGUUGGGGAGCCUGUGGAGCUGGAUGAGGGGGCCCGUGCCAUGCCACCACCAGGUGAGGAUGCAGAGAGAGCUGGGGUUUAG
Leptonychotes weddellii (Weddell seal) is the source of this 3203-nucleotide messenger RNA. NCBI's taxonomy places the organism in Eukaryota, Metazoa, Chordata, Mammalia, Carnivora, Phocidae. The record is from RefSeq and is a predicted model, not a curated record.